This is a messenger RNA of Anneissia japonica, 867 nucleotides long. Its product is annotated as NADH dehydrogenase [ubiquinone] iron-sulfur protein 6, mitochondrial-like. NCBI's taxonomy places the organism in Eukaryota, Metazoa, Echinodermata, Crinoidea, Comatulida, Comatulidae. Bases 32 to 415 code for a protein of 127 amino acids. Gene Ontology annotation, biological process: mitochondrial electron transport, NADH to ubiquinone. The transcript is spliced from 4 exons. The record is from RefSeq and is a predicted model, not a curated record.
UUGACCAAACUUUGAGGUCAGCAGAAACAAAAUGGCAACCAUUCGUGGAUUUCACCGUCUAGGCCUCGGCCUAACUUGGAAUCGUGUGCGUUUGCACCUUAUACAGAGAACAAGGCCUAGCAUUGUACUGUCGAGACAGUGUACUACCGAAGAGAAAGUUACACACACCGGUCAGGCCUUUGAAGAGUCUGAUGUGAGGCGAGCACGGUUUAUUUCCAGAGAAAAAAUGGUGAAUGAAAACUUCGCAAUAGACAUGAUAGCUGACGAGCCUCCAACUGAGGUAGAUGCAAGACAUGUGUGGUGUAAUGGUGGCGGCGGACCUCUAGGCCAUCCUAAAGUCUACAUCAAUCUUGAUCCCGAAGGACCUCAUUCAUGUGGCUACUGUGGGCUACGGUUUGUAAAAAAGCCGCAUUAAUAUGGAAGUCUGUAUUCUACUGUAAACCACGAGAACUGAUGUGAGCAUGCAUUAGGCAAAUGUCCAAUGCUGUUAUGUUUGCAAGUUGAAUCCUAGAUUUCAAUACAUGUCCAUGUGUGCAAGUUGAAUGUUGUCAAGAAAGCGUGCGGAUAAUUUACAAGGAUUGUAAUAUCAUGACCACAUUUGACGAUAAGCAGGAAGAUUGUGACAGAUGUAUUUACAUACAUGAAGCUUGUACACAUUGAACGUGUAUGUUACAUGUAAUACGCUGAAUUGAUGUAGAACUAUUAAGAAAUGAAUGACAAUAUAUUUCAAUUUGGCAUCCAAGGAGUUCAAGACAAUUAUCUGUAUGAUCUAAUUAGUUCAUAACCUAAAAAAACCUAUUCAUGCUUGUAUAUAAAAUAUUAACAUUUAGUUUUGAAAGGUUUGAAUAAAAACAUUACAGAAAUUAA